Molecule: messenger RNA, 1898 nt
Organism: Colletotrichum destructivum
Lineage: Eukaryota; Fungi; Ascomycota; Sordariomycetes; Glomerellales; Glomerellaceae
Product: Putative amino acid transporter, transmembrane domain-containing protein
Exons: 5
Coding region: 395-1807 (470 amino acids)
Biological process (GO): amino acid transmembrane transport
Molecular function (GO): L-amino acid transmembrane transporter activity
Source: RefSeq, a predicted model, not a curated record
CUUGGACUGUGUUUUGUACAAAAGCGCAUGAUUCCCAAUCCCGAUUUGGGUCGUUUUUGUUCCCGAGUCUCUAGACUAUCUCUCAUCUCUAGCAAGCAACAGUUGGGCUUCAGAGUCAAUGCAUCUCCAUCUGCUUAGCGAUUCAUUCCUUCAAAUUACGAGAGCGUUCACUUAUAUCAACCACCGCUCUUGAACUCUCCGAAAUCCCGCAACUUCAACCAAUCUCAGAGACAAGAAUAUCUACCAACUUGCAACAACAACAUCAACAACUCUCCAUUACCGCGAGUGACUUGUUGUCGUCUCUUGUGAAACGUCGUCCGUCGACUGUUGGCCUACCGCCUCUCCCGUUUGCGAAUCAACAAAGUGAAAACCCCUGUUUUCAACUACUGCCAAGAUGACGCAGAUGAAGAAAGAGGACAUUGAAGGCCUGGGACCCGUCUCAACACACUCGCAAAACGGCCAGGUCCUGGAGGACCCCAACUCGUCCUACGAUGCCGUCUUCGGCGAGAUCAAAGAGGGUGGCCCCAACUACCGUAAUGUUGGCUGGAAGGGAACCGUAGCUCUCAUGAUGAAGACCCAGAUCGGCCUGGGUGUUCUGUCCAUCCCCAAUGUCUUUGACGUCCUGGGCAUCGUGCCGGGCGUUAUCGCCCUGAUCGCCAUCGCCGCCAUCACGACGUGGUCCGACUACAUCGUCGGUGUUUUCAAGCUCCGCCAUCCCGAGGUCUACGGUAUCGACGACGUCGGACGCUUGCUGUUCGGCCGAGUCGGACGCGAAUUCUUCGGAAUCGUCUUCUGCCUCUACUGGAUCUUCGUUGCCGGUUCUGGCAUGCUCGGUGCCUCGAUUGCGCUCAAUGCGGUCUCCAUGCACGGCGCAUGCACCGCCGUCUUCGUUGCGGUGGCCGCCCUCAUCGGGUUCGGCUUUGGAAGCAUCCAGACGCUGGGGAAGAUUACCUGGUUCGCAUGGAUCGGUCUCAUCUGCAUCUUGUCUUCGAUCUUUGCCGUCACCGUCGCCGUAGGAGUCCAAGACCGACCAGCCGCCGCGCCCCAAGAGGGUCACUGGACCUCCGACUACAAGGUCAUCGGGAGCCCGACCUUCGCCGAGGCCUCGUCCGCGCUGUCCACCCUGGUCUUCGCCUUCGCCGGCACGCCGGCCUUCUUCUCCAUCGUGUCCGAGAUGCGGGACCCCCGUCACUACACCCGCGCCCUGAUCAUCUGCCAGAGCGGUGUCACGGCCACCUACAUCGCCAUCGGGUGCGUCGUCUACUAUUUCUGCGGCUCAUACGUCGCUUCGCCCGCCCUGGGCUCGGCCGGCGCAACCAUGAAGAGGAUCUGCUACGGCCUGGCUUUCCCCGGCUUGAUCGUGACCACGACUCUGGUUAUCCACCUUCCUGCCAAGUACAUCUUCGUCCGGAUGCUGCGUGGAUCCCGGCAUUUGACCGAGAACACGAUCAAACACUGGGGCAUCUGGCUUGGUUGCACCUUUAGCAUCACCGUGAUCGCAUACAUCAUUGCCAGCUCCAUCCCUGUUUUCGACGGGCUCGUGUCACUUGUCGGUGCGCUCUUUGGCACGCUCCUGUCCUUCCAGCCCAUGGGCUGCAUGUGGCUGUACGACCACUGGACCGAGGGCAAGUUUGAGAAGAGGCCGAGGUGGAUUGCCAUGGUCUGCUUCAGCGUCUUCGUCGUUGUCAGCGGUACCUUCCUGAUGAUUGCCGGAGCCUAUGGCUCGAUUGUCGGGAUAUUGGACAGCUACAAGGUGUCCGGGGGCUCGGCGGCAUUUUCCUGCGCCGACAACUCCAACUCUGUCUGACGUGCCCCCCGGAGAUUCGUCCGCGGGGAGUUUUUCGAAGCUCCAUGCUUAUUGUUAGAAAUAUACCCAAUCUGUUCUAUUCUUGCCAAUA